GAUUGCCGAGUGGCUUCGGCAGGUUGCUGUCGGAGCGACGCCGAGUCGCGAACUUGAUCGCUUUCAGGAACUGCACCGGACGGAGCUGAGUCUGCAAGGCGGAGGUCUCCGCGGGCGCGGCCGGCGACAUGGGAGCGUGCCUGGGGGUCUGCUCUUUGCUGAGCUGCGCAUCAUGCCUCUGUGGUUCAGCUCCUUGUCUAUUAUGUGGCUGUUGCCCCUCUACGAAGAAUUCAACUAUAACGCGCCUGAGCUUCACCUUUUUCCUCUUCUUGGGGACGUUGGUGUCCAUCAUAAUGAUAAUUCCAGGAGUGGAGGCAGAGCUGCACAAGCUUCCUGGAUUCUGUGCAGGAACCAACUCGCCUGCGGGCAUCCAAGUUGACUGCAAGGCCUUCCUGGGUCUCAAAUCAGUGUACCGCAUGUGUUUUGCCACAGCUUCAUUUUUCUUCCUCUUUGCCCUGUUGAUGAUCUGUGUCAGGAGCAGCAAGGACCCCCGAGCUUCGAUACAGAACGGGUUUUGGUUCUUCAAGCUCCUGAUACUGAUUGGAAUAACUGUGGGAGCCUUCUAUAUUCCUGAUGGAAAAUUCACAUCUGUCUGGUUCUACUUUGGUGUGGUUGGUUCCUUCCUCUUUGUCCUCAUCCAGCUCAUCCUCUUGAUUGAUUUUGCUCACUCCUGGAGUCAAAUUUGGCUGCGCAAUGCGGAUGACGGCAACAGCAAGUCCUGGUAUGCAGCUUUGUUUUUCUUCACCUUUCUGUUCUAUGCUGUCUCCAUCGCUGCUGUCGUGCUACUCUACGUGUAUUACACCAAACCAGAUGGCUGUACCGAAAGCAAGGUCUUUAUCAGCCUGAACCUCAUCUUCUGCAUUGUGGUGUCUGUGGUCUCCAUACUGCCCAAAGUCCAGGAUGCUCAGCCUCACUCUGGCCUUCUCCAAGCCUCCAUCAUUACCCUCUACACCAUGUAUGUCACAUGGUCGGCUUUGGCCAACGUACCAGACAAACACUGCAAUCCAACUCUCUUGGUAAGAACGGCAGGGAAUGGUACAGCUGCUCAACCUGUGAAUGGCCAACCAACUCAAUGGUGGGAUGCCCCAAGCAUUGUAGGGUUAAUCAUAUUUGUCUUCUGCACCCUCUUCAUAAGCCUCCGUUCCUCAGACCAUGAGCAAGUGAACAAGAUGAUGCUAACAGAAGAAAGCCCAGCUAUGCUAGGGGGUGGAAACACGAACAUUGAAGGUGGGGUGCACCGGGCUUAUGACAACGAAGAGGAUGGAGUGCCUUACAACUAUACUUUUUUCCACAUCUGCCUUCUCCUGGCCUCCCUCUACAUCAUGAUGACACUUACCAACUGGUAUAGGCCUGAUGAAAGCCGUCAAGAGCUGACCAGCCCAUGGACUGCUGUCUGGGUGAAGAUUUCAUCAAGCUGGGUUGGGCUUCUGCUUUAUGCCUGGACUUUGAUUGCCCCACUUGCACUUCCAAACCGUGACUUCAGCUGAAACUUCUCAAGAGUGCCAUACCUCCCAAGUGGAAGAGUUACACAGUGCCAUGAGAAAUAAGCAAGCAAGAUCACUAUUCCUGGUUUGAACUGUAGGUGUGGGCUCUCAUGCUUAUGAAUGCAGAAGUGAUCAAGCCUCCUUCUCUUUCCCCUGUCUUACAUUCAGGCAAAUCUACCACUUUUGUGCCUUCAUUUCUUAAAAAUUUCUAAGAAAAAUUGUGAAGCUGGUUUAAUCCACUUACGUGUGCAAGACUUGACAUGCAUUUGUGGUGGAGGAUGUGUGCCCAGCUUUUUUUCCUUACGCUAAUGGCCUUCCAGGUAUAUUGUGAAAUACCUGAGUAACUUACACGGUGUUGCCCAUCUUCUUUAAAAAGAUAUUUGGCAUAGGAAUAACGGUAUGUGUUCUUUUUUAAGUAGUGGUUCAGAGGAAUUCUUCACCACUUUGCCUUGUUACGUGGAGCCUUUUAAAUAAAUCUCUGUUCUUUUUGAUAUGGAACCUGAUGGUAGUGGACUAAAAAUCCUUCCGUGAAGUAGAUGAA
This is a messenger RNA of Candoia aspera, 2025 nucleotides long. It is a transcript of the gene SERINC2, whose product is annotated as serine incorporator 2. The coding region runs from base 129 to 1487 and encodes 452 amino acids. Lineage: Eukaryota; Metazoa; Chordata; Lepidosauria; Squamata; Candoiidae. The record is from RefSeq and is a predicted model, not a curated record. The transcript has 10 exons. Gene Ontology annotation, cellular component: membrane.